Armigeres subalbatus is the source of this 1163-nucleotide messenger RNA. RefSeq lists its product as uncharacterized. The record is from RefSeq and is a predicted model, not a curated record. Gene Ontology annotation, molecular function: protein binding. NCBI's taxonomy places the organism in Eukaryota, Metazoa, Arthropoda, Insecta, Diptera, Culicidae. The transcript has 6 exons. Bases 255 to 1163 code for a protein of 302 amino acids.
UAAAUUUGCGGUUAAAUCAAAAAACUUCAUUUUGAGUUCAAUGAAUGUUUUUGUUUUGGAUGACGAUUUAUCUUGAUUUUGAGUUGUUCUCCUUUUCUUUCUUUGAAAGUACCCAAAGCCAAGUACUUUAGCUGUACUGUAUUUUGGAUGAAAAAACAAUUCACGUCAUUCAUUUGUAGUCUUAUGUUGCCACGACAGUGAGUGUUUAAACAUCAGUCUCUGAAUAAGAAAGCGGAAAUUGUGAGAAAAUUAAAAUGGACCAACUAAAAGCUAAACUUGACGACAAAAGUUACCGUAAGCUCACUGCUAACCUUAUCACGGAUGAAAUUCUUAAAUACCUUGAUGGCGGUGACUUGACAGAAUUAGGCAUAUUGGAGAUGGGCCCUCGUAAGAUCAUCCUCAAUGUUAUUUCUAAAAUAACAGCACAACAAGAGCGUGAGAUCCCAAAGGAGAACGAAAAUUCGGAACAUGAAAAGACCAUACAAUCUAUUCUGGCCGACGAACCAAAACUCCAAAGAAUGCUAAAGCUUCUCACCGCUGGUUCCAUUCCUGCCACUAACGAGCUGUUGAAAAUGAAUAGAGUUCUCACAAAAUUCUAUUUCGAGCGGAUGAUUCUGGAAGAGAAAAGAUAUCCGUCAUGGGGUGAGAAGCAAGAAUUGGCAAUCAAGAUUAUCGAAGCCUUUCCACAGCUGGAAAAAACACGAGUGAGUGCUAAUGCUCCAAGAGAGUCGUAUUUCUUCUGGCGAAACAAAGGCCUUGGAAAAGGGCCACAUUCCGGAAUCAUUGAAACACGCGUGAGCAAUAUGCGUAAAGAUUUACCCUCGGAAGAACGACUUUUCCAAAGGCCAAAGCAAACGAUCAUAGUGUUGCCGGACGGAAUUCAGGAGCUUGCAUCCUACGUGGCAACAUUGACUCCGUCUUUGCAGAACGUCAGGGAGAUAUCUGAAAAAAUGUCACAAUGCACGAUCUUGCACCAAUGGCUACUUAGAGAAACAGAUGUCACUAACUCCUUGAUAAAAACCUUUCCACACUUUCUUGCAUAUAAUGGACUCAUGGUCCAACAAGCCUUCGAACGGCUUCAUCCAAAUGCAAUCAAGGAUUGUAGUAUGGAUUCUUUUAUGCAGCUUGGAAUUCUUAUGGAAAAAACGAAUAGAACGUGGUAG